Molecule: messenger RNA, 1062 nt
Organism: Trifolium pratense (red clover)
Lineage: Eukaryota; Viridiplantae; Streptophyta; Magnoliopsida; Fabales; Fabaceae
Product: ras-related protein RHN1-like
Exons: 7
Coding region: 205-807 (200 amino acids)
Molecular function (GO): GTP binding; GTPase activity
Source: RefSeq, a predicted model, not a curated record
AAAAACACUAAAAAAUUAAAAAUAAAAUAAAUAAGCGCGUUUGCACGCAAGCGAAAAGCUAUAACAACACAACUUGGAGAAGGACUCUGUUUUUGGCGUCUUCUUCUUCAUUCUUCUUCUUUCUUUUUCGAUUGUAAUUUCAAUUUCUUCUUCUCGAAGCUUCUUCUUUUUCACUUCAUCGAUUCCGAUCGUUCCAAUUUCACUAUGGCUACGAUCGGACACACUAACCUCAACGCUAAAUUGGUUUUGCUUGGAGAUAUGGGUGCUGGAAAAUCUAGCCUUGUUUUGCGAUUUGUCAAGGGUCAAUUCCUUGAAUUUCAGGAAUCAACAAUAGGGGCGGCAUUUUUCUCCCAGACAUUGGCAGUAAAUGAUGCAACAGUGAAAUUUGAGAUUUGGGACACAGCAGGACAAGAGAGAUACCAUAGCUUGGCUCCCAUGUACUAUAGAGGCGCUGCUGCUGCUAUCAUUGUCUAUGACAUUACUAACUUGGAUUCAUUUACUCGAGCAAAGAAAUGGGUCCAAGAGCUUCAGAAGCAAGGGAAUCCUAACAUGGUCGUGGCUUUUGCUGGUAACAAAGCUGACUUGGAAGAAAAGAGGAAAGUGACAGCUGAAGAAGCACGUGUGUAUGCUGAAGAAAACGCUUUGUUUUUCAUAGAGACCUCUGCUAAAACCGCGGCCAAUGUUAAUGAUAUAUUUUAUGAAAUAGCAAAGAGGUUACCAAGGGCACAGCCAGCACAAAACCCGCCAGGGAUGGUUCUUGUUGAUAGACCCACCGAAGGAUCCAGAGCUGCAUCAUGUUGUUCAUAAUUAUUUAUUUUGCAUGAUCCAACUUAGUUAAACUCGUUUUAUGUGUUUUUGUGUAUACUAAACGCACUUUGAAUCUUCGGUUAUGUGAAGCUCCAACAAGUUUAUGGGCUGCAAAUUACAUAAUGUAACUUGUUGGUUUGAAUUAUAUAUCCUUUGGAUGUUGAAUUUUAUCUGUUGAUUUGAUCUGGUUUGUAUAUAGAGUGAAAUGCUUGAAACUUGACAGUCAAGCUGAUUGAUUAAUUUUUCGAACAUUCA